This is a messenger RNA of Lathyrus oleraceus (garden pea), 375 nucleotides long. RefSeq lists its product as uncharacterized. NCBI's taxonomy places the organism in Eukaryota, Viridiplantae, Streptophyta, Magnoliopsida, Fabales, Fabaceae. The transcript has a single exon. The record is from RefSeq and is a predicted model, not a curated record. Bases 1 to 375 code for a protein of 124 amino acids.
AUGGGAUUGGCCAUGCACCAAAGAAGGUAUGCACUCGAGAUGUUGAAGAAGUAUGAAAUAGAGCAUUGUAAUGCUGCCAUUACUCAGGCUGAACCAAGGUUGCAGUUAUCGAAGAAUGAGGAUGAGCAAGAUGUUGAUCCAACUCAGUAUAAGAGGCUGAUUGAAUUCUUGCGUUAUUUGUGCAAUACGCUACCAGACUUGGCGUUUAGUGUCAGUAUUGUGAGUAUAUUCAUGGGGAUACCGAAGGUGUCUCACUUGACAGCAGUUAAGAGGAUCCUAAGAUAUGUCAAAGGUUCCAUUGGCUACGAAAUUCUCUUUCAUGGAGUGGAUACGGGCAGAAAAUACAUUUUUCUCGCUUUUAUCGAUUCCAAUUAG